Molecule: messenger RNA, 1646 nt
Organism: Gallus gallus (chicken)
Lineage: Eukaryota; Metazoa; Chordata; Aves; Galliformes; Phasianidae
Gene: RDH5
Product: retinol dehydrogenase 5
Exons: 4
Coding region: 574-1533 (319 amino acids)
Source: RefSeq, a predicted model, not a curated record
GGGGCUGCAGAGUUGUAGGGGGGCAUUACUCCACAGGGCUUCUGUAUGGGGGGGGGGACAUGGGGACAGGUUAGCUGGGGACAUGGACAGAGCAGUGACAGUCCCCUCCCUGUGCAGGUUGGGAAGUAGGGGGCACCUGGGAUCAUCCCGGCUACUGGAUGGGGUUGAACUGGGGGGGGGGGGGGGGGGGGGGGGGGGGAGCAGCUGGGACCCCCCACAGCAGCAGUACUGCACACAGCAUACUGCACUCCAGUAAUCCCCUGCACACCACUCCCACUGGGGAGGUGGGGAGGGGAAGGAGGGGACACAGAGCACAGCCUGGGGGGUGAAGGGGGGGCAGCAGAGCGUUCCCCCCACCCCAGCAGCACAGCCACAGCACAGGGUUGUGGGGCAGGGUCACACCUUCCCCUCCAAAAGAAAUAAUAGUGGGGGUCUGACCCCAUAGCACAGGGCAGGGCACUCAGCACAGCAGUGCUCCAGGAGCCUGAGGCAAGACUACAGGACAACAGGGGGUGUGGGGGGGGCACAGCCCAGCCUCCCCCCAAAAAAACCCAUCCCCUCCAGGUCCCUGCCAUGUGGUUGUACCUGUUGUUGGUGGUGCUGGCCUGGGCCCUGGGCUGGCUGGUACGGGAUCGCCAAACCCUGCCCUCAGUCAAAGACAAACACGUCUUCAUCACCGGCUGCGACAGCGGCUUUGGCAACCUGCUGGCACGGCGGCUGGCCCAGCGUGGCUUCCGUGUGCUGGCUGCUUGCCUGACCCCACAAGGGGCCGAUGGGCUGCAGCGAGGCUGCGCCGGGCACCUCCGGACCACGCUGCUGGAUGUCACCCGCUCUGAUAGCAUCCGGCGUGCUGCGGAGUGGGUGAGGGAGGAGGUGGGCGAGAAAGGGCUUUUUGGGCUGGUGAACAACGCUGGGGUGGCCAACCCCAUCGGCCCCACGGAGUGGAUGCGGAUCGAGGACUACCGGCAGGUGAUGGCCGUCAACACUUUUGGGGCCAUCGAGGUGACCCUACAGCUGCUGCCCCUCCUCAAGAGGGCGCGGGGCCGCGUGGUCAACACCUCCAGCGUGCUCGGCCGCCUCUCGGCCAAUGGUGGCGGCUACUGCGUCUCCAAGUAUUGCAUCGAGGCGUUCUCCGACAGCCUCAGGCGCGACAUGUACCACUUCGGGGUGAAGGUGAGCAUCGUGGAGCCCGGGUUCUUCAAGACAGCCGUGACCAACCUGGAGAGCAUCGAAGCGUCGCUGCGGCAGCUCUGGGAGCGUCUGGCACCCGAGACACGGCUCAGCUACGGCGAGGAGUUCUUCCACAAGUACCUGAAGGUGCAGAGGUUCAUCAUGAACAUCAUCUGUGAUGCUGACCUGGGCAAGGUGACGCGCUGCAUGGAGCACGCUCUGGGCGCCUGCCACCCACGCACACGCUACAGUGCAGGCUGGGAUGCCAAGCUGCUGUGGCUGCCCGCCUCCUACCUGCCCGCCUGCAUCGUUGACUUUGUGCUGGCCACCAUCCUGCCCAAGCCAGCCCACCACGUCCGCUAGCUGCUCCCCCAAAGCAGCUAUCAUCAGGACCCCCCCACCCCCACCCCAGCACGGGGUUGGGGUCCCCCAGGGCUGCAAAUAAAGCUCUGUCCUUGUGCUGGGACAUCCAUCGA